Cercocebus atys (sooty mangabey) is the source of this 1998-nucleotide messenger RNA. It is a transcript of the gene MAF1, whose product is annotated as MAF1 homolog (S. cerevisiae). Gene Ontology annotation, cellular component: nucleus. Gene Ontology annotation, molecular function: RNA polymerase III core binding. The coding region runs from base 614 to 1495 and encodes 293 amino acids. The transcript has 7 exons. Gene Ontology annotation, biological process: negative regulation of transcription by RNA polymerase III. The record is from RefSeq and is a predicted model, not a curated record. Lineage: Eukaryota; Metazoa; Chordata; Mammalia; Primates; Cercopithecidae.
UCAGGGGCGGAGCGAGAGAGGCCAUGGCCAAUGAGCGCUGGGGAUGGGCGGGUUAGUACGGCGAGAGGAGUGACAGACAGACUCCACAACCAGUAGACAUAGAAAGCAGAACUGAGUGGCGGGUAAGGCACCCGAUUGCUAUUCGAGCUCUCGAUCCCGGCGACUGGAGCGGGCCAUUCAGAGGCGCGGGGCCGGGCCUGGCGGACGCUUGUUGUUGUCCGGUCGGGGGAGGCGGAGGUCGCUAGCUCGCUCGGCUCGCUGACUCGCCGGGGCGCUCUGUGGCGGUCGGCGGCAGGUCGGUCGCGAGAGCGGGCUCUGUGCAGGGGGGCGAGGCUAUGUCGCGGUGGCAGCCCGGAUGGGCCGGCAGGGCCAGGAGUAACGGGACGUCGCCGCGGAGCUUCUUCCCCCGGAUACAGUGCGGCCCGAGCGGAGGCCGCGGCGCCGCCCUCCGAUCUUGAGGAGCCCGCGCUGCGCGGAGCCCGCCCCCGCCUGCGCACCGGCACCAACGCGGAGCGACCCACCCCAGCCAGACCCGACCCGGCGAGGCCAGAUCUAACCCAGCCAGGCAGGCAACACUAGCUUCUCUGGAGCAGGAAGCCCCCUUCUCAAGGACAUGAAGCUGUUGGAGAACUCGAGCUUUGAAGCCAUCAACUCACAGCUGACUGUGGAGACCGGAGAUGCCCACAUCAUCGGCAGGAUUGAGAGCUACUCAUGUAAGAUGGCAGGAGAUGACAAACACAUGUUCAAGCAGUUCUGCCAGGAGGGCCAGCCCCACGUGCUGGAGGCACUCUCUCCACCCCAGACUUCAGGCCUCAGCCCCAGUAGACUCAGCAAAAGCCAAGGCGGCGAGGACGAGGGCCCCCUCAGUGACAAGUGCAGCCGCAAGACCCUCUUCUACCUGAUUGCCACGCUCAAUGAGUCCUUCAGGCCUGACUAUGACUUCAGCACAGCCCGCAGCCAUGAGUUCAGCCGGGAGCCCAGCCUUAGCUGGGUGGUGAAUGCAGUCAACUGCAGUCUGUUCUCAGCUGUGCGGGAGGACUUCAAGGCCCUGAAACCACAGCUGUGGAACGCGGUGGAUGAGGAGAUCUGCCUGGCUGAAUGUGACAUCUACAGGUGGGCCGGCAUCCCUGCAGGUGGGCCCCCAUCCCUGCAGGUGAGCCAGCAUCCCUGCAGGUGGGCCCCCAUCCCUCACACCACCUGUCACCCUAUACUCCCCAGCUAUAACCCAGACUUGGACUCAGACCCCUUCGGGGAGGAUGGUAGCCUCUGGUCCUUCAACUACUUCUUCUACAAUAAGCGGCUCAAGCGAAUUGUUUUCUUCAGCUGCCGUUCCAUCAGUGGCUCCACCUACACGCCCUCAGAGGCAGGCAAUGAGCUGGACAUGGAGCUGGGGGAGGAGGAGUUAGAGGAAGAAAGCAGACGCGGAGGCAGUGAGGGUGGGGCCGAGGAGACCAACACCAUGGAGGAGGACAGGGUCCCAGUGAUCUGUAUUUGAUGAGGAGGAGCCGAGGCCCCAGCUUCAUCCAGCUUCAACCAAUGCCUGGACCUGCCCGCCUGAGAGGCCCUUGGGGCCUCCCCAGCUGCUGGCCAGACCCUGGCGCUGCCACAGUCCUGGCACUGCCCAAGGCCAUACCUGCCUAGCCCUUUGGCUCCAUCCUGUGGAUGCCCACUCACCCCUCAGACUCCUGCUGCCCGUGCUAUGGCCGGACUCGGCAGCAGGGGCCCUGGUGGGAAGAGUGACUGCCCUGCCCAAAUGAACUGCCACAGCAGGGAGAGCUGGACCACAGAGUUUAUUUUUGUAUUUCUACUGGGCCUGCACACUCCAGCCCAAAGGGUCUGUGGCCAGAGGCCCCGCAAACAGGCCCCGGCGGUCACCAGCUCUGGUCUUGGGCCGGCCCCUGGUGCCCACCUGUACCCCCACCUCGCCCAUUUGGCCGCGUGCACUGAGUGUCACUUUGCUGCAGCUCAUUUCUUUCAAAUAAAAGUUUCUGUGACUUA